GGUCCUUUCCUCGUUCGUUCGUUCGUUCGUUUCUUCGGCCCUUAAUCGAUGCGCACGCGAACCGAGUGAGAGAAAAUCAACGUGCAUAUUCGCCUGCUUCUUCAUCGGCUCGCGUACAACCGCCAUGUGUUUAAAAGAAAUUUCGCCAUUCUGCUGACAGUGUGCCAUUUGUUUUCUCAAAUUUUGCUCAUAAGUUUUACGUCUCGUUUCACGGUGUGUGGUGAAUUAUCUAUAACGAAGGGAUAUAUAUCUCUGUCGGAUAUUUACUUUACACAAUUUUUCGAUCCAGAAUAAGCCCCAGUGCAAUGUCGUCGGAAUAUUCAUUCUGCAGCGAGGGAGGCUUUGACGAGCUUUCAAGCUCGUCUGACUCUGGUUUUGACGUGAGCUUUGAAUCCCCGAAGCACGAGUCACCCACCGACGCUCUUUUCCCCACCGCAAAGGAAGAGAAACGGAAAAAAUCGCGCGGCACGCGGUGCAAGAGUCCAACUCAGGUCCUUCGCCUGAAACGUAACCGUCGCAUAAAAGCGAACGAUCGAGAACGACACCGGAUGCACACCCUGAACGACGCGCUGGAACGUCUUCGCCUGGCGCUCCCGACGUUCCCCGAGGAUACGAAAUUGACGAAGAUCGAGACGCUCCGCUUCGCUCACAACUACAUAUGGGCCCUGUCGCAGACCCUGGGAAAGUCCGAGGCCGGCGAGAUAACACUGAACGUCGGGAACGUGACGGUUAGCAUCGGCGAGAACGGGAACAUGAUCACAUCUUCGACCGGAAGCUGCGCCGUCGCAGCUCAAAAACGCCUUGGUCCCGCUCAUUCGGCGUUCCCGUAUCCGCAGGAGAGAUUCAUGCCCGAAUGGCAGGAGUACGACUGCUACAGCGAUCAGAGUAUCAGUCCACCGGUCCAAUAUCAGCCCUGCUACGAACAGCGAGUAUACGGACAUCAUUCUCCCCACGUUCUGCCCGCGACCCAUCACCACGCCAUGGGACACCAUACCAACAUGUAUCAGUGCUUGUAAAACGAUUAUAAAAUAUCGUAGCGCGAGUUGUGAUGUGGUGAUCGGAGUCUCGUUAGCGGUCGGUGAAACCGAGGAUCGUCGAGAAGGACGUUGAUCACCGCCAUUUUCGGGGUCAAAGUUCGCGAGCGGCAAACUGGGGUUGAGAUUUUUUUCUUGAGAUUCUCGAGCUCGCGGGAGAGAGAAGGUUAUAUGAUUUUGUGUAAGAAAAGAAAAUAGCGUGAUAUCUUGAGUAAGUUAUGGGUUCGGAGCUUUCCGUAAUUUUCAAUACAAUAUCAUUUGGAAUCAGAACAAGUACGUGCGGUUGUCGCCUUUAUUGGGCUAAUACGAUUGUAUAAAAAAAAAAAACAAAGAAAAAACAGAAAACGAAAGAAAGUAAUAUUGCUAAAGAUUAUCGUUAUCUAUUUUAUAAGAGAAUGUUAUAUUUUAAUAACCUAAUUAGUGCGAAUGCGAUGUGUGUCUAAAUCUAUUUUUAGUUACCAUUCUAUUUCCAGUCUGUACGAGAUGCCGGAAAUUUCUCCACCUCGUAUUUUUCUAUAAUUCAUGCAACAGAUUGUACGCGUAAUUUAUAAAAUUUCACCAAACGACAAGCACGCGACGUUUUAGUUGUUAAUACGUACUAAUUAAGUUCCUCUCGGAUCUAGUCAUUAUAUUUUUAGUUGAUCUCACGUAACGCGGGUUUACGCUCGAUCUCAUUUUUGUUUUACAUUUCAAGGAGUUUUAUGAUAACAAUAAUAAUAACAGUAAUAAUAAAUACUAUGCCUCAA
Molecule: messenger RNA, 1780 nt
Organism: Neodiprion fabricii
Lineage: Eukaryota; Metazoa; Arthropoda; Insecta; Hymenoptera; Diprionidae
Gene: tap
Product: neurogenin-1
Exons: 3
Coding region: 306-1016 (236 amino acids)
Molecular function (GO): protein dimerization activity
Source: RefSeq, a predicted model, not a curated record